CUCGGAUUUGGACGAGAGAGCGCUCGUAAAGCUUAGUGUAGAGGCGCAUUGAUUAUGUCUGUCGGAUAGCUUUAUCAUUUACGAGUGUCAGAUGUAGCUCGUCUGCAUUCAGGAAACGGCGCAGAUAAAGGCAGUUGAACCAACAACGAAGAUUGAUUCACCCGGCGGUUAAACUGUGGGGUAACCGCGGUCAAUACUGGCCCUUUUAUCUAGUUUUAAAGUGAUAUACUUUCAGUGUUUUGUAUAUUUUGUAUUCGAGUUGAUAAUGCUGGAUGGUCGAACUGAUGAAGUUCACAAGAGACAUUUGCCGACUGCUGGGUAUUGGAGGCGAUGGGCCAGGUGAGCAGGAGGAGAUGGAGCGGGGAGGAGGGAGGAGGAAGAGGGGGUCCAGGUCCAGCCGCGGGUGGAGAGGUCCUGAGUGGGGAGGAGGAGUUGAGUGAGGAGGAGAAGACCAGAAGGAGAGCAGAGAGACGCAGGGCUAAGAGAAAGAGACAGAAAGAACGAAAGAAACUGGAGAAGGAGAAGAGCACGGAUGCUGAGCAGGAGGGAGAAGCGUCAGAGUCUGAGAGUGAAAGUGAGGAGGAGGAGGAGGUAGAGAGGGUAGUACCUCCUGCCAAGAACAAGCCCACGCCUCCUCUCGCUGUGUCUGGGAACAAGAGCAACCGCCAGCCCCCUGUCAGGAUCCCAGAGGAGGAGCCAGAGUGGGACGUCCGCAGUGCGUUUGUGGCCAACGCUGCCAGUCACAUCAGACCCAAAGCCAGGACCAGUGCAGGCCACGCCUCUAGAGAGAACAAGGAGAACGAGUCUAGGACCAGCGAGGUGGUGAGUUCAGACCCUGUGAAGAAGAAGGGAGCUUCACUAACAGAGAAGGGUAUUCAGUUGUUUAAGCAGGGCCAGUACUCUCAGGCUGUGGACAUGUUCUCUGAGGCUCUCCACUGUGACCCCAAAGACCACAGGUUCUUUGGGAAUCGUUCAUACUGCUACUGGUGUCUGGAGCUCUACCCCUCUGCCCUAUCAGACGCUCAGAGGUCCAUCCAGCUCGCCCCUGAUUGGCCAAAGGGAUACUUCCGCAAGGGGAGUGCACUGAUGGGGUUGAAACGAUAUGGUGAGGCAGAGGGGGCCAUGCAGCAGGUGUUGAAGCUGGAUCAGGACUGUGAAGAGGCCUCCAUUGAGCUCUUCAACUGCAAGGUCCUGCAGCUCAUGGAUCUGGGCUUUGAAGAGGGGCAGAGUGUGUUGCUGUUGGAGAAGUUUACCACGGUUCAGGCUGCUCUCGGCUCCCCUGAGGCUGAUAGAGUGGUGGACCUCUCCUCCCCUGAGGACUCUACUGGGUCCCCCUGUCCCUCUCUCUGGGUGGGGAACGUCACCGUGGACCUCACUGAGAAGCACAUAUGGGACCUUUUCAAAACGUGUGGUGAGAUAGAGAGUAUCAGAGUUCUACAUGAGAGAUUCUGUGCCUUUGUCAACUUCAAGAAUGCUAACAUGGCCGCUCGCGCCUUAGAGAGGCUCCAGGGUGUGGAGCUGGAGAGCACCAGGCUGGUAAUCAGGUACCCAGACCGCUGGGUCCAGAGAACCCCUCCCUCUCCUCAGAGGACCAACCCUAUAGGCUUCAACACCUCCUCAGCCUCCCAGUACGCCUCCACAGGGACCAGGAGGAUGGCUCCCAUCAAUGGUGAUGAGUGUUUCUUCUGGAGGACCACUGGCUGUUUCUAUGGUGACAGGUGUCGCUUCAAACACAAGCCUGACCAGAGAGGAAGAGACAGGAAACCAUGGCAACCCUGACCACCACGCAGGGACUGGAUAGUACGGAGGGAGGAGAAUGAUGAGGAUGAGGGACUGUGUCCCUACUUUAAAAGGGAAGAGGAGGUUGAGGGUGGGGGGGGGGGGGGUCACCCCGUUUGUAGUCCUCUGGCACAGACCACAGAUCCCAGACAGAACACUGGACAUAUAUAACGAGUGUGUGAAGUGUCAAUCAAAGUGAAGAGGAGUGCACCUCUGAUUUCCUUCCCCCUCUCCCUCGGCCUGAGCUGUGAAACAUGGAAAUGACAUCAUCAUUAGAAGUUGAAGGGAUCUUUGCCCAGUGAACCUCCUCUAUGAUGACCAUGUUGUAGACACUAAGGGGGAUGACAUCUGUUGUUAUCAUGUGUUUUACUGUGUAUGUAUGGUCAUGUGACUGGACACCUGAAUGUGUCGCUUUGAGACUCAGUGCCAGCCUGAUGCCAUAGGGUGCCAAGUAAUUGUCCCUACAGGGGAUGAAUAAACAAUGCUUUUUAAUUGAAUAUGGGGCAUGUUCCAGGCAGACUAAAUUGCAGUCACCUGCCUUCUCUCACAACACCUGGAUAAGUGUUUGUUUAAGAUGUCAGCUGACCCAUCAUGAUAUAGCAAACUGAUGCAGGACUGCACAGUCAGUGACGUGGCACACAACCAUGAGUCAGUCUGGAACGUCACCAGUGUCCAUGGGGUGUUCUAACAUCCAGACCACCUUAAAUGAAACAAGUCGUGUCCUACUGUGGAUAUUGGAACAAGACCCGUAACACCUUCCUAAUAUUGAGUUGCUCCUCCAUCUUUCACCCUCAAAACAGCCACAAUUCAUCAUGGACUCUACAAGGUGUCGAAAGCGUUCCACAGGGAUGCUGGUCCAUGUUGACUCCAAUGCUUCCUACUGUUGUGUCAAGUUGGCUGGAUGUCCUUUGGGUGGUGGACCAUUCUUUAUACACACAGGAAACUGUUGAGCGUGAAAAACCCAGCAGUGUUGCAGUUCUUGACACACUCAAACCAGUGCACCUGGCACCGAAUACUGUACCCCGUUCCAAGACACUUCAAUCGUUUGUCUCGUCCAUUCACCCUCUGAAUGGCUCACAUACACAACCCAUGUCUCAAAGCUUAAACAUCCUUCUUUAACCUGACUCCUCCCCUUCAUCUACACCGAUUUGAAGUGGAUUUAACAAGUGAUCAUAUCUUUCACCUGGAUUCACCUGGUCAUUUAUGUUAUAGAAAUAGCAGGUAUUCCUAAUAUUUUGUACACACAGUGUUCGCUUGGUGGACUAAUACAUGUCUGUUCAGUGGACUAAUACAUGUCUGUUCAGUGGACUAGUACAUGUCUGUUCAGCGGACUAGUACAUGUCUGUUCAGUGGACUAGUACAUGUCUGUUCAGUGGACUAGUACAUGUCUGUUCAGUGGACUAGUACAUGUCUGUUCAGUGGACUAGUACAUGUCUGUUCAGUGGACUAGUACAUGUCUGUUCAGUGGACUAGUACAUGUCUGUUCAGUGGACUAGUACAUGUCUGUUCAGCGGACUAGUACAUGUCUGUUCAGUGGACUAGUACAUGUCUGUUCAGUGGACUAGUACAUGUCUGUUCAGCGGACUAGUACAUGUCUGUUCAGUGGACUAGUACAUGUCUGUUCAGUGGACUAGUACAUGUCUGUUCAGCGGACUAGUACAUGUCUGUUCAGCGGACUAGUACAUGUCUGUUCAGUGGACUAGUACAUGUCUGUUCAGUGGACUAGUACAUGUCUGUUCAGUGGACUAGUACAUGUCUGUUCAGUGGACUAGUACAUGUCUGUUCAGUGGACUAGUACAUGUCUGUUCAGUGGACUAGUACAUGUCUGUUCAGCGGACUAGUACAUGUCUGUUCAGCGGACUAGUACAUGUCUGUUCAGCGGACUAGUACAUGUCUGUUCAGCGGACUAGUACAUGUCUGUUCAGCGGACUAGUACAUGUCUGUUCAGCGGACUAGUACAUGUCUGUUCAGCGGACUAGUACAUGUCUGUUCAGCGGACUAGUACAUGUCUGUUCAGCGGACUAGUACAUGUCUGUUCAGCGGACUAGUACAUGUCUGUUCAGCGGACUAGUACAUGUCUGUUCAGCGGACUAGUACAUGUCUGUUCAGCGGACUAGUACAUGUCUGUUCAGCGGACUAGUACAUGUCUGUUCAGCGGACUAGUACAUGUCUGUUCAGCGGACUAGUACAUGUCUGUUCAGCGGACUAGUACAUGUCUGUUCAGCGGACUAGUACAUGUCUGUUCAGCGGACUAGUACAUGUCUGUUCAGUGGACUAGUACAUGUCUGUUCAGUGGACUAAAGUGACAAUAAGAGGAGUACAGAAUGACUGUUUGAGAGCAUCAAUGUAAAAAGACAAUCUGUCUGUAUCCUCUCAGCAUGUGGGGGAGCUGAGUGUACAAAUGACUUAGUGGUUUAUUAUGUCAAUCAGUUCUAUUCAUUCAUAAUAAAAUAUAGUUUUAUCAAAUCA
Oncorhynchus keta (chum salmon) is the source of this 4248-nucleotide messenger RNA. RefSeq lists its product as uncharacterized. The coding region runs from base 331 to 1779 and encodes 482 amino acids. The record is from RefSeq and is a predicted model, not a curated record. Lineage: Eukaryota; Metazoa; Chordata; Actinopteri; Salmoniformes; Salmonidae. Gene Ontology annotation, molecular function: protein binding; metal ion binding; RNA binding. The transcript is spliced from 14 exons.